Anolis carolinensis (green anole) is the source of this 3161-nucleotide messenger RNA. It is a transcript of the gene farsb, whose product is annotated as phenylalanyl-tRNA synthetase subunit beta. The coding region runs from base 12 to 1769 and encodes 585 amino acids. Gene Ontology annotation, molecular function: phenylalanine-tRNA ligase activity; RNA binding; magnesium ion binding. Lineage: Eukaryota; Metazoa; Chordata; Lepidosauria; Squamata; Anolidae. The transcript has 17 exons. Gene Ontology annotation, biological process: phenylalanyl-tRNA aminoacylation. Gene Ontology annotation, cellular component: phenylalanine-tRNA ligase complex; cytoplasm. The record is from RefSeq and is a predicted model, not a curated record.
GUGAGUCGCGCAUGCGCGCUGAUGUGCUUCUCUUCCAGUCAGCCAUGCCGACUGUCAGCGUGAAGCGGGAGCUGCUGUUCCAAGCACUGGGAAGGAGUUACACGGAUGAAGAAUUUGAUGAGCUGUGCUUUGAAUUUGGUUUGGAACUUGAUGAGAUUACUUCUGAGAAGGAAAUAAUAAGUAAAGAGAAAGGUGAUGGAAAAGCAGAGGGUGCAUCAGAUGUCAUUCUUUUUAAAAUUGACGUUCCUGCUAAUCGCUAUGAUCUUCUUUGCUUGGAAGGUCUAGUCAGAGGUCUUCAGGUCUUUAAAGAGAGAAUUCGAGCCCCACGAUACAAAAAGAUUACGCCACCUAGUGGUGAAAUUCAAAAGCUUGUUAUUACAGAAGAGACUGUCCAAGUCCGUCCUUAUGCUGUGGCUGCAGUUCUUCGUAAUAUAACUUUUGACAAGGAUCGCUAUGAUAGCUUCAUUGACUUACAAGAAAAAUUACACCAGAACAUAUGCAGGAAAAGAUCAUUAGUUGCAAUUGGUACCCAUGAUUUAGAUACAGUUUGUGGACCCUUCACAUACACAGCUAAACCACCAUCUGAAAUUAAAUUUAAACCCUUAAACCAAGACAAGGAAUACACUGCUGCUGAACUCAUGGAUCUCUAUCGGACGGACAGCCAUCUUAGACAUUAUCUGCAUAUUAUUGAAAAUGAACCACAGUAUCCAGUUAUCUAUGAUAGCAAUGGUGUUGUCCUGUCAAUGCCACCAAUAAUUAAUGGAGAUCAUAGCAAAAUAAGUCUGAACACCAAAAAUGUGCUGAUUGAAUGUACAGCUACAGAUCUUACCAAGGCAAAAAUUGUCCUCGAUAUCCUCGUCGCAAUGUUCAGUGAAUAUUGUCAGAAAACAUUCACUGCUGAAGCAGCUGAAGUGCUUUAUCCCAAUGGAAAAAGUCACAUCUUUCCAGAGCUGCCCUAUCGUCGUGAAAAGAUAAAGCCUGAGAUAAUGAACAAGAAAAUAGGAAUCUGUGAGACUCCAUCAAACCUUGCAAAGCUGCUCACCAGGAUGUGUUUGAAGUCACACGUCAUAGGGAAUGGGAACAAUAUAGAGGUUGAAAUCCCUCCUACCAGACCUGACAUUAUCCAUGCAUGUGAUAUCAUAGAAGACGCAGCAAUAGCGUAUGGCUAUAAUAACAUUCAGAUGACUAUCCCGAAAACAUACACCAUAGCUAAUCAACUUCCUCUCAAUAAGCUCACAGAACUUCUGAGACAAGACCUGGCAGCAGCAGGCUUUACCGAAGCACUGACUUUUGCUCUGUGUUCCCAGGAAGACAUUGCUAAUAAAUUGGGAAUUGACAUCUCGGCAACAAAAGCUGUUCAUAUAGCAAAUCCCAAAACAGCAGAGUUUCAGGUGGCACGCACUACCCUCUUGCCUGGGAUCCUGAAAACUGUGGCGGCUAAUCGGAAGAUGCCUUUACCACUGAAACUCUUUGAAAUUUCUGACAUUGUAGUGAAAGAUUCGACCAAGGAUGUUGGUGCUAGAAACCACAGACAUCUCUGUGCCAUCUACUAUAACAAAAAUCCGGGUUUUGAAAUAAUUCAUGGUUUGCUGGAUAGAAUUAUGCAGCUCUUGGAUGUUUCACCAAGUAAAGAGAAUGGAUAUUAUAUAAAAGCAAGUGAAGUGUUCCAAGAUGUAACUCCAGUUUCAGUUUUGAAGUACUUCCCACUCUUCUAUCAAGAUCACAGUCUCUUUUACACCUACAAUUAUCACACUUUGAAACUAUUUUAACUGCCAUGGCUGCAUCCAAAAAUACUGGCACUUGUAGUUUGGUAAGACACUAGAGCUCUCUGGCUAUGUCUACAUGUAUCAUAUGGAUCUACAAAUCCCAGUUUUCCAUAGGAUGAGGCUAUGGCCGAUAAUGCUAUACAUGCCUAAUGUGAAAAAGACAUCUGUCCUUUGGGGCUGAAUUUUUCAUCCUAAAAAUGAGAAAAUCCCACAUAGCUUAUUAUGUAUUUAAGAAGUUAUUUGAAACACAAAGCGUUAUUUUGAAAAGUUUAUGAAAGUGCUGAAGAUCAAAUGAUAUACAGUAACACCAAGUCAAAGAAAACAUUAGCAUCAGAAUCUGGCUGCCAUCUCCACAUCUCUUUAUCAGCAAACUUUCACACAUGUACCAAUAAAGGAUUUGGAGCACGUCAACAGCUACUUUUGCCUUCACUGCUGGCAUAAAAUACUGUUUCAGAAGUGUUAGUGUCCCUUUGAUGGCCAUGAAACAUAUUUAACUAUGAAUUGUGUCUGUACUAAUUUGGUGUCUGGUCGGAUCAUACGGUCAAGAUCACAGAAAAAGGCUAAGUGGGGUUUUUAUUAUCAGUUCACAUCUGCAGAUUCAGGGAAAACUGACCUUCUUUUGGUGAAUGCUCUUCUGUCAUCAUUUUAGCUACACUUCCACACAUGGGUUUCACUUAACAAGAAGGCAUUUGUUCAGAACACAACUGCAGAAUGCCUGAAGACAAGCCACUGGUAGUGAAUACAAAACUGUGCAGCUGGGUUAAGAAGUGGAGGAAACCGGUUUUCUAAUGCUGUUGGAUCUGGUGAUAACACCGAAAUGAUGGAUCACAUCCCCAGUCUUUAUGGGCUUUGGAGAGUUCAACUGCUGAUAUCCUGUUAGAGUGGCAUGUUUCAAGCUAGCAUCAUUUUUUGUUUUGUUUUUAGGGUUAGCAUCAGAAUGAAUUGGUAUGAGAGCCAAUACGGUAUAGUGGUCAGACAGCUGGGCUAGGGACAGCAAGGUUCAAAUCCUCACUGAGUAGUUACUCUCUCUCAGCCUCACUUACAUUAUAAUAAUGUUGGAGAAUAACAAGGAAAUGAAAAUGAGAGGCAUGUGCAGCAACUUGAACUCACUGAAUGAAAGGUGGGAUACAAUUGCAACCAGUAACUGAUAAAACGGCAAUUAAUAAUAAGGGGUUCAGCUGAAACCACUCGUGCACUUAGAAGACAUGUGAGAAGUGUCAUAGAGCUGCAUAGGCUGACUACUGGAGAUGUACUGCAAAAUUUAUAAUGUAGAACUACUUUUUAAAAAAUGAUUUAAAAAGUAAAUAAUGGCUUAGGCACAUACUUUGAGGUUGGAAUCUGUGAAUAUGCAUUCAUACAUGUAUAAAAUAAAAUAUGCUGAUCACUGAAAAAUGA